UUCAUUCGGCUAACAUAACUAAAUUUAUUUUUGUAUUUAAAAAAAAUGUGUAAUAAGGAUUUGGGCAAAGAAAUAUGCGAGCUUAAAGCAAUGGUUAAGGCGCAAAAUAAGCGCAUAGAUAUGCUAAUAAAACAUGUUAAGGAAGGCUGUGCUGCUGAUGAGGACAAAGAAAAGGAAAGCACUAUACAAAAUCUAAGCCCGUAUUUGCCUUGCCUGUGUCCUGAUGUGCUGUUUCAUUUAAAUCUGGAUACAGCUACAACAGCCUUUCCAAAAGUGUUUGGCGAUGUGCGCUUUGUUUGCCUGGGCGGCACAGCACAUCGCAUGGAAGCCUUUGCUUACUUCAUAAUGCGUGAAAUUGGACUGAAGCUAAGCACGUCGGCCAAGUUAAAGGACCUCAGCGAGGACGGACAUCGCUAUGCGCUAUUUAAAGUUGGCCCUGUAUUGUGUGCUAGCCAUGGCAUUGGCUGUCCCUCCAUUAGCAUUCUGCUGCAUGAACUCAUUAAGCUAGUGCAUCAUGCCAAAUGUCAAAAUCCCAUUUUCAUUCGCCUGGGCACUUGUGGUGGCAUUGGCGUGGAGCCCGGCACAGUUGUUAUUACUUCGGAGGCUAUUGAUGGGCAGCUACGUGCAGCGCAUGAAGUUGUUGUGCAUGGCCAGGCACAGCUCAGACCUACGCAAUUGGAUGCAGAGCUGGCCGAGGAGCUCAAGACGCUGUGCAAACCUGGCAAGGAUGGUUUUGUUGCCGUUGUGGGCAAAACACUUUGUGCCAAUGAUUUCUAUGAGGGUCAGUCUAGACUUGAUGGCGCCUUUUGUGAUUAUACGCCAGCCAAAAAAUUGGAAUUCUUGCAGCGCCUUUCAGAGCUGGGCGUAACCAACAUUGAAAUGGAAAGCACCGCCUUUGCAGCGCUCACUGCUCAGGCCAACAUUAAGUCUGCAGUCAUGUGUGUGGCCAUACUAAAUCGCUUGGAGGGGGAUCAGAUUACAACACCACUGGACACACUACACCAGUGGGAUAUGCGACCGCAAAUGUUGGUAGCACGCUAUAUGCGCAGAGUGCUCUAUGGCGAUCCACCGGAGGAGACCUAUGAAUGCUGGUGCAGUCUAAGCAAACACGAUGUACCAGAUGAGGUUAGAGCGACCACUCAGGAGUGUUCCUAAGGCUUGCAUUUAA
Molecule: messenger RNA, 1168 nt
Organism: Drosophila busckii
Lineage: Eukaryota; Metazoa; Arthropoda; Insecta; Diptera; Drosophilidae
Product: uridine phosphorylase 1
Exons: 4
Coding region: 46-1155 (369 amino acids)
Biological process (GO): nucleotide catabolic process; uridine catabolic process
Cellular component (GO): cytoplasm; cytosol
Molecular function (GO): uridine phosphorylase activity
Source: RefSeq, a predicted model, not a curated record